Molecule: messenger RNA, 1638 nt
Organism: Ctenocephalides felis (cat flea)
Lineage: Eukaryota; Metazoa; Arthropoda; Insecta; Siphonaptera; Pulicidae
Product: arylsulfatase I
Exons: 11
Source: RefSeq, a predicted model, not a curated record
UUAAUUGUUUUGACGAAUUUUGUUAAUUGUGAUGCCGAGAAGAGACCAAAUAUAAUAUUUAUCUUGGCUGAUGAUUUGGGAUGGAAUGACGUGGGAUUCCAUGGAUCAUCUGAAAUUCCAACUCCAAAUAUAGAUGCUCUUGCAUAUUCAGGAAUUUUACUCCAAAAUUAUUACGUUCAGCCAAUAUGCACUCCAUCCAGAUCAGCGUUGAUGACUGGAAAAUAUCCUAUCCAUACGGGAAUGCAACACACUGUCCUGUACGCUGCAGAACCACGUGGCCUGCCGUUGAAAGAGCGUAUUCUUCCUCAAUAUUUGAAGGAUUUAGGAUAUAGCAAUCAUAUAGUUGGCAAAUGGCAUCUUGGACAUUACAGAAAACAAUUUACACCUCUCUACAGAGGGUUCGACUCGCAUUUGGGUCUUUGGACGGGUCACCAUGACUAUUUUGACCAUACUGCUGGCGAAAAGGGUAUCUAUGGACUUGAUAUGCGAAGAGGAAUGGAUCCAGCAUGGGAUUUGCAUGGCCAAUAUUCGACAGAUGUGUUUUCAAGAGAAGCCGUUCGUAUUGUGGAAAAGCACGAUGCCUCAAAACCCUUAUUUUUGUACAUGGCUCAUGCAGCUGUUCAUUCCUCCAAUGCUUACAGUCCUUUGCCAGCACCUGACGAUGCAGUUGCCCAAUUUACAGAUAUUGAUAAUUUUCAACGAAGAAAAUUUGCCGGUAUGUUAUCGAGAAUGGACGAUGCUGUUGGUGAACUAAUAGAUGCCUUGUCAAGGAAAGACAUGUUGAAAGAUAGUAUAAUCGUAUUUUCCACCGAUAAUGGGGGUCCUGCUGCAGGAUUUAAUAUAAAUGCUGCGUCCAAUUGGCCGCUCAGAGGGGUGAAAAACACAUUAUUCGAAGGUGGAGUAAGAGGUGCAGGACUGAUUUGGUCACCAUUAAUUCAAAAGAAGCAGAGGAUCAGCAAACAAAAAAUGCACAUCAGUGAUUGGAUGCCUACUUUGUUAUCGGCUAUAAAGGCAAAUAUAUCGAUAAAGUAUUUAGAUGGCAUGGAUGUUUGGAGAGCAUUAUCAGAGGACACACAAUCGCCUAGAUCUCAAAUAUUGCUCAAUAUCGACGAUAUAUAUGGAAAUGCCGGGGUUACUGAUGGAAAAUAUAAAUUACUAAAAGGAAAUACAUACAAUGGCGUAUGGGAUAAAUGGUUUGGUCCAUCAGGACGUAACAAAACUUAUGAUGUGGAUUUAGUAUUAAGCAGCAAAGCAGGAAAAGCUUUGGGAAAAAUCGGAUAUGCACCCACACCAGACAAAAUACGGGAAUUGAGAGACGAAGCUGAUGUAAAAUGUCCUGUUCCUGAGUCAGCAACCGUAUGUGACUUGAAGCAUGCUCCUUGUCUGUUUGAUUUGGAAUUGGAUCCUUGUGAAUAUAAUAAUUUAGCUGAUAGUGAACCUGAGCUACUAAAUAAGAUGCUCAAACUACUCAACUCGUAUAAUUUAACAGCCGUUCCUCCGACAAACCUUCCAGAUGAUCGCAGAGCUGAUCCUCGAUUUUGGGACCACACGUGGGCAAAUUUUGGAGAUAUUACAUAUUCACUAAAUUCUAUUCAUUAGGUUUAAUAAAUUUAAUAAAUUUUUAUGUGUUUUAAAAUA